Gigantopelta aegis is the source of this 2552-nucleotide messenger RNA. RefSeq names its product centrosomal protein kizuna-like. The record is from RefSeq and is a predicted model, not a curated record. Gene Ontology annotation, cellular component: centrosome. Gene Ontology annotation, biological process: spindle organization. The coding region runs from base 10 to 2115 and encodes 701 amino acids. NCBI's taxonomy places the organism in Eukaryota, Metazoa, Mollusca, Gastropoda, Neomphalida, Peltospiridae. The transcript has 15 exons.
UGUUUCAAAAUGGCGACUUCAAAUGUAGAAUAUUAUGAACGUCAAAAAGAGUUGCAAGAUACUCUUCAUCAGAGUGAACAAGAACGACGACAAAUAGAUCUACAAUUAAAGACAUAUUUUCAGUCUGAUCAGCACCUGGCUAAGCUUAAAGCAGUUAAAUUGCACACAUACUGGAAGAAGAUUUGUGACCAAGAAAAACGGAGCAAAGAGAGAAAUGAACAGAUUCUACGCAACUUUGAGCGGACAGAUGCACACAUAGCAUCACUCAGUGCACGCACUGAGAAACUCAGAUUUCUCAAACAACAGUAUGAAGAAGAAAUCGAAAGAAAAUAUCCUCAGUGGCGGGAAUUAGUCAGGAGGAAACAUGAAGGUGAAACGCAGAAACAAGCUGAAAGCAACCAGAAAAAAGAUGAACAUGUUAAAGCAGAAAAUCAGAAGAUCAAGGUUACGAAGUUGUCAGAACACCGAAUACAGUCUGUGAACACCAACGUUAGUGCAAUUCCAAGUUCCAACAUCUUCAAUAUUCGGGCAACUACCGUAACUCCUGUUAUAUCAAAGACGCCGAUGUCCAGCACACCUGCUUCACGACAAGCUGCUGCUGCUGUUACAUCAAACGUUACGUCUCAACAAGCUAGGGUCUCAAAAGACGAAACUAAACUGGUUGAGGUUACUGCUCCCAUGUCUAUGCUUGUGCAGAGUUCCAGCAAACAGAAUGUAUCUACACAAGAUGAACCAAAGCGGCUUGUGGGGAAAGAAAACCAACAACCCAAAGCAGCUGCACCAGUAGCCAAUGUGGGAUCAAUGAAUCCACUUGAUGAUGAUGACAAACUCAGUGACUUUGGAUAUGACAUUGACCUUCCCAUUGGCGACACUAACCAGCCUCUCCAGGGCAGCAGGGAUGCAGAGCACUCCAGGGCUGAGUCAGUGCAACAUUUCUCUCGGGCAUCAAGUCUUCAGUCAUCACGAAAAGCCAGUGAUUUUGGAGAUCUGAAACCUGAAUUGACCCUGGAUGGGUUGUUGUAUAUUCUGAAGUUUGUGCAGAAUGAUUUCAAUGAGGCCUUUAAUGUAGACGGCUUCUACAGAUCAUCAAGGCCAGACUCCAAACAGAAGAUGGAAAUUAUUCGCAUGGCUAACCACGGUGAGGAGCUGAACCUGAUAGAUGCCGACUUGAUCAGUAUGGUGGCCCUGGACGAGAUGACGUUAGUGAUCCGCAAUCUCACCGAGGGAUGUCUGCUGCCCGACGGCUUGUUAGAGACCAAUACGACUAAACAGACAGCAGAAUCCAUCAAAUCACAGUUAUCCCCAGAUGCACAGACGUUGUGGAUGGGACUGUUUGAACACUUUGAUCAGAUAAUUAAACAUAAGGUGAUGGAGCCCAAAGAGAUUGCCUGUAUAUUUGUGCCGUGUUUGGUGGAAAAUGGGUCUCCUAACCAAGACAAGGCUCUCUCACUGCUUGUGCGUCUGCUCACUGGUGUAGAUGCAGACGGAACUGAUGAAGCGACACCUGUGGCCUCUCCUAGGAUUGCAGCAACACCGCGUCUAGCCGCCACCCCAACCUACACAGAUGAUGGCAAAGUACCCCCUCUGAAGUUUGGCAGUCUGAUAGAUUCACAGAGAACGGUAACGGAUGAAGACACCAGCAUGUUCAGCAACACUGCGUCGAAGGAGAAGAUUCCUCUGAAUGAGACUGAUGCCUACAAGAAUAUGUUGUCUGGCACCGUGACACAGAACCGAGACCAUGAUGAUGAUGACACUGACGACGAUAUUGAGAAGCAGUUUCAUUCAGCCCUCACUCCCAGGGAACCAGAAUCUGAAAAACGUGAAGUCGGCAGUACUAGUCAGCGUCAGCCACCCAUAUCGAAGGCAGCAGUGAUAGAAGAUGAAGAUGUGUCAUCUGUAAGUCUGCCAUCGGCAGCAGGAUCACCAGUCUAUGUGCCCACGACUAUGACUGGUUUCAGGUCAACUAUGACAUCUACAGGAUCUAAUCAAACUCCAAGAAAGCCAAUGGGAAUCAAGAUAAGUUCUGAUCUCGACACUGACACUGAACUCGAUGUUCUGGCUGCUAGCAAGAACAGAGCUGCAUCAGAAUCAGAUGACUUUGACUUUUAUGGAUAGUGCUCUAUACUCCACUAAGACAUUGCAUUUUGUGUUGUAUAUCAAGUAGUACAUGGAAACCUGAAAGGGAUGUCUAGAAUUGGCACCUUUAUAUCAAGGUGAAAUACAUAUCUCUGUGUGAAAGAUUCCUAUGAAGUGCACUUUAAGGCCAGGUGGUUGAUGACCUGGGCCCAUAUUUUCAAAGCUAUCUUAGCACUACUCUAGGAUAAAGAUUUCUGAAGUUAUCUUAGUGGAAGGAAGGAAGGAAAUGGUUUAUUUAACAAACCACUCAACAAAUUUUAUUUACGGUUCUGUGGCAUCGGACAUUUGAUUAAGGACCACCCAGAUAUUGAGGGAGGAAACCUGCUUUCACCACUUCAUGGGCUACUUUUUUCAGUUAGCAGCUAGGGAUCUUUUAUAUGCACCAUCCCAUAGAUAGCACAUAGCACGGCCUUUGA